This is a messenger RNA of Nicotiana tabacum (common tobacco), 1598 nucleotides long. NCBI's taxonomy places the organism in Eukaryota, Viridiplantae, Streptophyta, Magnoliopsida, Solanales, Solanaceae. The record is from RefSeq and is a predicted model, not a curated record.
GGCUGCAAUUCGCCCAAUAUUGGUCUCUGUUCAAGCUAUGGCGAUUUGGUGAUAAGAAUUCAGCAAGAUACAGUUAGUUGUUCAUGGCCGCUAUGGCCUUUACAAAAUUAUCGUUUGAUUAUAUUUCUCCUCCUUUCAGUUACCCUUCUUCAAAAACACUUCAAUUUCCCAUUCCAUUACCCAAAAUUCAAUCUUUGCAAAACUUUAGAGCUAAAAGUAUAAGAAUUUACUGUUCUUCCCAAACAAUUCAUUCAGAUAAAGAAAAUCAAACGAAUCAGACAAAAAAGAAGCAAAAACCUAGACCAAGCUUUCUCGAACAAGUUCAAGAUAAAUGGUCUGUUAAAACCACUUCAUUAAGGGAAAAAUUCCCUUGGCAAGAAUUAAAUUCAGUAUCAAUAGAAGAAGUUGCAGAACAAGACCUCCUUUCUUCUGUAUCAAAAACUGAAGAAAAUCCAGUAGUAAAUGAGUCAGUGAGUUCUGGUUCAAGAAUUAAGGUAAAUUUAGCUCCUUGGGUUCAUGGAAAUCAACCCAAAAAAUCUCAGCUUGAUUCUUUUGAGGCUAGAAAUUUUGAAAAGAAUGCUAAUUGGGAAAAUAAUGUUUCUGAAGAAUUGGAUAUUGAAUCAGGAAAAGAUGAAAAAGAUAUCAAAUUGGAAACAAAGGUUUCACAUAGAUAUGAGGUUCAGAGUUCCUCAAAUUUUGACAAGGGUAUUACUUAUGCUAAUUCAGUUAGAUUGCCAUGGCAAGGUGAGAGAGAUGUGGGACCUGCGAGCGGAGACAAGCUGAGAAAAAGUAAUACAGAAAUGGCAGAGAAAAUGAUACCUGAACCUCAACUGAAGAAGCUAAGAAAUGCAGCAUUGAGGAUGGUGGAGAGAAUAAAGGUUGGAUCAGCUGGUGUAACACAGGAACUUGUUGAUUCAAUUCAUGAGAAGUGGAAAGUGGAUGAGAUUGUUAAAUUGAGAUUUGAAGGUCCUCCUUCACAUAAUAUGAAGAGGACUCAUGAGAUUCUAGAGCAUAGAACUGGAGGAUUAGUGAUCUGGAGAUCAGGCAGUUCCAUAGUGUUAUACAGAGGAAUACCAUACAAGCUUCCUUGUGUACAAUCUUUUACGACAAGAAAUGAUGAUAUUGACGAAUCAGAGUCUUCAAAGAAUGAUAACGGUCAAAGCUUUGGAGUCAAAUCCUUAAAUGAAGCUACUGAAAGACCGAGAAAUGGUUUCAGUAAUCUGUCUGGUGCAGAAAUAAGGGAUUUAAGCGAGCUCAACAUGCUGCUAGAUGAAGUUGGUCCACGAUUCAAAGAUUGGUCAGGUCGUGAACCACUGCCUGUUGAUGCUGAUAUGUUGCCUGCUGUUGUUCCUGGCUAUAGACCUCCUUUUCGACGUCUUCCUUAUGGAGCUAAACUUAACCUUAAAAACAAAGAAAUGACGUACCUGCGCAGAACUGCGAGAAUUAUGCCCCCUCAUUUUGCUUUAGGAAGGAACAGAGAACUUCAAGGUUUAGCCGCGGCCAUGGCGAAGCUAUGGAGAGGAAGUGCUAUUGCGAAGAUAGCCAUAAAACGUGGUGUGCAAAAUACAAGCAAUGAAAGAAUGGCAGAAGAACUUAAG